Durusdinium trenchii is the source of this 6084-nucleotide messenger RNA. The record is from the annotation of a GenBank genome assembly. Lineage: Eukaryota; Dinophyceae; Suessiales; Symbiodiniaceae.
AUGGUUCAGGUUACUGUGCAGACCAAGAAUGAGAAAGAGCUGAACAACCACCUCCUGAGGGUGGAAUUGGAUGGUCGACAGAAGUUCAUGGAGCUUCAGCCGAAGUGUCAGAUCGAUUUCCCGGACACCCCAGCGGGCGAACGUACAGCCACGGUAGACAUCUACCAAAAAGUUGGUAGCUGCACGUUAAAGUUGGAUUCUUCCAGCAGCAGUCUGCAGCAAUGCAGGAUGCCCGGGUGGGACAUGACGGUGCAAGCCAGCAGUAGAAGUUCCUCUGCGUGGAACAGCCUAUUUGGAUGGUGUAACACGUCGGAGGAGGUGGAUUUGAGUUCGGUGAGUGCUGUCCCAGUGCAGGAGGGCGCCGUGGUGCCAGAUGAGGCCUCGGGGCCGCGAUUGCUGGUGCUCACAGACGUUGGUGAGGAGAUCGAUGAUGAAGCUUCUCUUUGGUUGCUUCACCAGCAUCUCAACGCGUUUCCAACGGCUGAAGCUGACAUUGUUUUCGUCACGGGCUCGCCAUUGGAGCGUGCCACGCGAUGGGCACAAGUCUUGAACUCCUUGCCCGCGCACCACAAGCUCACGGACCGGAUCCAGUACUACGUAGGUCCCACCACCAGCAGGCACAUGCGGUAUCGGAUGAUGGCCGACGCUGCAGAACUGCUCAGUGCAGGCUUAGCUACGUUGAUCAAUAAACCCUUCGAAGGAGGCCUGUACGAUGUGGUCCUGCAAAUUUCGCCGAUUUCAGGCUUUUCAGCCGACUUCGCGAAUCCUCCGCCCGCGCCUCUGGGCGCACUGGCUGCUGUGGAGCCACGCCCCGGGGCGCAAGGUCUUUUGUACAUCGUGGUGGGUGGAGAAGGGGCCACGAACUUCCCACGCGAUGAGCUUCACAUCGGUUUCAAGAAGCUUCUCAUUGAGAAAGGCUUCCAAUCUGUGCAUGUGGAGAAAGCCAAUUACUUAAACUGGGACAAGGAUAUGUUCGAAACCUUUCCACCGAAACUGACUGAGCUGGUUUUGGACGAUGAGUGGAACAAGGCUGUGGGCCGAAUCCCACCCAUGGUUGCAAAUCUUUUUGUUCGCUUUCGGGUGAACACCUUGGUGAACUACGAGGUGGUUGACAGAGCUUUUGCCGCCUUUGAGGAAGAUCUACGUGGAACACCAGAUUAUGUCAAAGCCACUGCCUGGUGGGUCAAAGUCGAGAAGAAGGUUCUGCAGGACAUCAAGUCGGGCUACAUCAAGAAGUCUCGGGAAGCCGACAACAAGUCCAAAGAUUGCUUUGGAAAUGGCACAGUGGGCUCUAAGGUGAAGGGCAUGAAGAUGUCCUGGGAGUCCAUCAUGUCACGGAUCUGCGUGCGGGACAUCCUCGCAAGCACGGAUAUCACAGAGACCACCUUCGCCACCAAUGGUGUGGACGAGGUGAUGUGCCAUGCGGUCACGCUGAUGACCAGCAAACUGCUACGGAUCUAUGCCUUCAACAGGUUUGUGAGUGGCCGCGACCCAGACGUGCAACAACUUGAGCCCUACCUGGUGGGCACCAAGGACACCCUGCCGCUGGACUUCCGAAACUUCCCGGAGCUCCACGGUGACAUCUCGGCCAUCCAAAAAGAGGUCGUGGGCAAUCCGAUGUACGACCCCGCUGGAAUGCUGGUGGCUCUAGGGGCCAUGGGUGCAACCGAAAAGCAGGUGACCCAAAUCUCGCAGAAGCUUCAGAAUGCAGAGUCGCUCAUGACACCUGAAAUGCGCACGCUGGCCAUGAAAGAGGCCUAUGCGGGAGCAGGACAAGAAGCUUUGGUGGAAAAGUUCUUCCCCACCACCUUUGAGGACAUGGACACUAUCAAGACACCCACCAGCCCAUAUCCACGUUUGCUCUUCAUCACAGAUGCGGGGGAUGAGGCUGACAAUGAGGCUGCUCUAUGGCUGUUGUCAACCCAAUUGGAAAAGAUUGAGAACGCUCGCGUCGAUGUGGUCUUCGCCACGGGCCAGCCUUCCUUGCGUGCCAUGCGCUGGGCCCGAAUCCUGAACAGCAUCAAGAAGGACAUCCCCGGUGGCUCGAGGAUUCGCUACUGCGUGGCGCCGGAGACCAAGCGAGAGAUGAGGUACUAUACCAAGUUCAAUGCAGAUGCACUGAAGCGUGCGGGUAUGGGCAACCUCGCAGAGUCUGUUUGGGAGGGUGGCCGGUACAACAUCAUCAUCCAGGCCUCUCCUUUAGAAGGCUUCGACGACAACUUUGCCAAGCCUUCUAGCAGCCCUGAGGGUGCUCUGCAACGGGUUGAAGCCUCCACCUUGCAGACGCCGCUGAUUUACAUCGUCGUGGGAGAAGAAGGAACACCCAAUUUUCCGAAAGACAAGCUUCACAGAGAGUUUAAAAAGCACCUUACCAACAAGGGCUUCAAGGUUCUUCACUUGGGACCCAACAACUACAUGCACUGGACCACUGGAUUCUUCCCGCAACUGCCAUCAGUGCUGGCGAAGGAGGCCUUGCAGGAUGAGUGGAAGAAAGCGGUUGGACGAAUUCCUCCGGAGAUGUCCAACGUCUUUGUGCGCUUCAAGGUGAACACCAAUGUCAAUUACGUCGUAGUUGACGUGGCCUACAAGUCCUUCACCGAAAGCCGCUCAGAGGAUGAUACCUUCAAGCAGGCCAUGGCGUGGUGGGCGCAGCUGAGGCCGAGCAUUCGACAAGAAGUCAUGGACAACUAUGUGAAAGUGAGCCGGCAGCACGACAACACGGGUGCGAAGAUCGGCAACCCCAAAAUCAAGGACAAUGUGAAGGGCCAGCAAAGUACCUGGAGGUCCAACAUGGCCACUGUGUGCGUGGAGGACAUCAAGGCUGCUGGCAAGCUCAGCAAUGAAGCCUUAGAAAACAUGUCAGUGGACGAGGUCCUGGGAUUGGCACUCACAGAGAUCACUGGGAAGCUCUUGCGGAUCUACGCCUUUGGUGCUUUCAGCGCAGGCGUAGUGCCAAACAAUGCACAGUGCAAAGGUUAUGUGAGCGGUUCUGCCUUGAAUCCUCCGCUGGACUUCUACCAGUUCCCUCGAUUGCUGGGCGACGUGUCCGUCCUGAAGAAGGAGGUGGUGGGCAAUCCCAUGUACGACACGUCGGCGGUGCUCUUUUCGCUCUGCCUCUUUUCAGCGGCUCCUGCGCAGGUGGAGAAGCUUUUAAACAAAGCUGCGGCAGGUUCGGUGCUGCAGAAGGCAGAGCGAGAUGAGGUGCUAGUUCGGGCCUUCCGGGGCGAAGCCUUGCCAGAUUUGCUGGAGAGGCUCUUCGACUUUGUGUCCGAGGUGCUGGACCUGCGGUUUCCCUACUUCUCAGAAGACCAGGUGGGUGACAUUGCACGGACCUUCACCACAUUGCAAUACCGCUCAGCGAGCUUUCUGGCGACCCUCCGUCGGGAACUUCCCUUUCGGCUGCACGAGUAUGCUUGGUGGAAUUUGAUUGACAUCGGCGAGAUGUACGUCGUCCUCCAGGUGCAGGAUCGGGAGAUCGCCGAGCGCAUUGCCAAUGAGGUUUACAAGCUGAUCCUCAACAUGAGGUAUAGCUACCCAGCCAAAGCGCUAAGGGUUUUUGCCUUCCUUGAGGUGGGUGACAAGAGGACUCUCCGGCUAUUGGUCAGAAGCGUCCCCCGGAGCAUCUCCUACUUGACCCCGCAGGCCGCAGCGGAAACAAUUGUGGCAUGUGUAAGUUUGGACAUCAAGCCGCAAGAUGUCUUCCACCGGCUCAAGGCUUGGAGGCUCUACUUGGUCCUCAUGAAGAAGCUGAUGCCCAACCUAGGCUCCUUGACGCCAAAGAUGACGUGUGAUGUGGUGGCGGCCUUCGCGAAGGCGGGGCAGAAGGAGUUCCAGUUUGCGCUCCAUGUGGAGGCAGCGGUGGAGCAGCGGCCCUUUAAGUUUCAUGCUGAGCACCUGAUCUCCCUCCUGCGAGACUUCGCCACGCUCCAGCAGCCCUGCCUGAAGCUGCGGCAACAGCUGCUGAAGCGACACCAUGAGUUGCCUGAGUGCACGGUGAGCGGGCUGUGUGCCUUGCCUGAAGCUUUAGCCGGACACCCUGGUGGCGAGAUUCAGGAGGUGGAGCAACAGAUGCUGGAAACUAUGUCGGAGCUGCUGUGCAAACCCGAAGCGUAUCAGCUGCCGAAGGAUGGACGAGUUUUUCGUUCCAAGGAUGAUUUUUGGUGGCAACAAAUGAGGCAGCGGCAUUUCCGUCUGCGUCGCAAGGCCCUGGAAAGGGGCAGUGCGGUGGCGCCAGUACCAGUGGUGAGGGAGGUCGCGGAAGACCUGCAGCUGACGCCUGCGGUGGUCUAUGUGAGUCGAGAGGAAUGUUUGCAAUUGGUCACUGGUUGCGCCAAGAUGGACUGGCAUCAUGAAAAGCUGCUCCAGGGUGCCAGCAGCUGGCUGUGCGAGGGCCGCCGUCAUGCGGAGCUGGAGCCACAUGAGGUUGCGAAGUUCUUGCAGGGCUUCUCAGAUUUGGGCUUCGCACAGCCCUUGCUGCGGGCAUCACUGGAGCACGCCCUUUUGCGGGUGGCUCCUGAGAUGCCGCCAGAUAGCUGCACUUCAGCACUGCAAGGGGCAUUGGAUGUAGGGAUGUCCGUACGCAGCACUGCGGUGCGCUCACUGCUGCGCCGCUGCAGCGCUCGACUUCGGCAACUCUCCGCAGCCGAUGCAGAGCAGCUGCGACAGCUGGCUGCGGUGCUGCUCCAGCAAGCUGAGGCGGAAGUUCUCAGCCAGCACAAGGCGCAGAGGGUUCACUGGGUCGGGGGAGCUGAGAUCAAUCAGAUUCGACCGGAAAGGUCCGAUGAUGAGCCCAAGGAGCGACAUCAGCAUGGGCAGCAUGAGCCCAAGCGAGGCGACCUGGUGCAAGCUGCUCGGAAUGGGACCCUUGAAAUGGUGCGCUCAUUCCUGGCCGAAGCUCAGCCGGGCGAUCUCGAGCGGAAGGGUCGUGGUGGUCGUACUGCACUCCACAACGCAGCACAGAAGGGCCGCGGGCCCGUGGCAGAGCUGCUGUUGGCCGCACGCGCCAACGUGCAUGCCACAGACCAAAGCCUUACCUGUUGGACGCCUUUACAUUUGGCAGCUGCAAAGGGCCACCCCGACGUCGUGCAAAUGCUGCUGAACGCACAUGCUUCGGUGGAUGUGUGGAAUGCACAAGGCCAGACGCCCCUACACGAGGCGGCCAACCAUGGCCAUGCUUCAGUGGUGCAACUUCUACUGGCCGCCCGAGCCUUCGUGGACGUGACCGAUGAUGCCAGCCCAAGGAAGUGCGGCCUCUGCUGGACACCCUUGCACUUUGCCGCAGCCGAAGGUCAUCCAGAGGUGACAGAGAUCCUCUUGCAGGCUAAGGCAUCCAUCAAUGCUGAGGAGAGGUUACAGGGCGAUACUCCGUUGCAUUUGGCAGCAAACGAUCGCCAUGCUGGGAUGGGGAAAGAGGGUUCCGUGGAAGGUCACCACCGAGUGGUGCAGCUGCUUUUGGCUGCUGGAGCAUCCGCAGAUGUGCCGAACCGUCGAGGCCGAACCCCUUGCGACAUUGCACAAAAGAACGGCAAGACCAAAGUUCUUGGAGCACUGCAGCCCGUUCACGUUACUUUAUUAAGUGGACGUUGCGCCAUGUGUGAUCCAUCUCCGGACCGCCAUUUGAAGGACUUGAAAGAAGAGGCUGAGCAACAACUUGGUGUGAAGAUUGGACAGCUCCUGACAAGCUCCGGUGAGAAACCGCCGGACUUUAUGACCUUGGCCCAAGCAAAAAUCAGCUAUGGAGAUCUCCUGCAUGCGGUUGUUGCCCGAGAAGAGGAGGAAGAUGCUGCAUCCAUGCCGGUUUGUGAUGAUUCAGACGUGGAGGCCUCGCUGGCCUCAUCGGAAAGUGACUCCCUCGGUACCAAGCCGCCAACUCAGACCCCACACGGUGCAUACAACUUGCAAGAUCCGCGGCAGCUAGUAGAGCUCCUCAUCAAUGCGAAGAUUGGGUUGAUACGCCUGGAUUACUUGCGUGAACUGCGCCAUCGUGGGGGACAAUUUCCUCGUCGGCAAGAAGCUGACUUGGAAAGGACCACCCACGGCUGGCCAACCAGCCCUGGUACAGAUCGAGGAGUUGCGCAGCCUUGA